This is a messenger RNA of Cottoperca gobio, 2226 nucleotides long. RefSeq lists its product as uncharacterized. Gene Ontology annotation, molecular function: zinc ion binding. The transcript is spliced from 12 exons. Bases 10 to 2115 code for a protein of 701 amino acids. NCBI's taxonomy places the organism in Eukaryota, Metazoa, Chordata, Actinopteri, Perciformes, Bovichtidae. The record is from RefSeq and is a predicted model, not a curated record.
AGGUCAAGUAUGAACUUUGCACAUCUUUGCGUCAAUUUCAAACUCCCAAACUGUAGAGAGCGAUAUAACAAAUGUAUAUCCAGUGUACAACAGAGAAACUUUCGAGAGCCUGUGUUAAUAAUGAUGGAGAAUGAGGAGGAAGAGAAGAUGGGUGAAUCAGAGCCUGUGCUUCAUACAAAACCGCUGUGUCGCUUCUUCUCUCAAGGAAGACACUGCAAUUUUGGGAAGAAAUGCAGAUUCCAACACAUAAGAGAUGAUGUGAAAACUCAUGAGAAGAAAACCAUCAGUACACCCAGCCAGUCAGAUGUCACAUCUCCAAACUCGGAGGUCCCUGGACGAGAUGUUGGCCACAGGCCUCCUCCAACUAGUAACUCCAGGGUUGGUCCAGCCGCUGGCCGCCGCCCCUGUCGCUACUUUAUCUCAGGCCACUGCACCAUGGAGGACAGAUGUCGCUUCUUGCAUUCACCACAGUUCCCCGCAGUGGAUGACCAGUCUGUUUCUAGCAAUUACCCAAGACCUGCGCAGAGGAUGCCACCAGUACCCCAUCCGGGCAUCCUCCAGGAGGUCAAGCUGUGUGACCUGACAGAGGAUGUAGUCAAGCAGCUACGAGACACAGAGAUCAAGCAGUUGACGAAGCGUUUUCCCAGAGACCAGCUGAUUAUUCAGGAACGAAGUGAUGGCAGAGUUACUUAUUACAGGAUGAAUGUUGAGGCCACUGAUCCAGACUGGCCUUUUGAUCUGAAAGCUGUCGACCUCAUGGUGAGCUUCCCAGACAGUUACCCCAAGGAGAUUUUCACAUUGGACAUACCGUUGGACCAGGAGCUGCCACCAUUAAUGGCCAGGUAUGUACAGCAAGCAUCAUUGGAGUGGCUUCAAGCCAAGCAUGCCACCAAUCAGCUAAUGGGAAAGGUAGAGCUGCUUUUCCGGCCUUUACUUCGUUGGCUAGAUCGUAGUUUGGAGAGACUGUUCACUGAAGGAGCCCGGCAGUUGAAAAAAGACAUUGAUUUAGAAAAAGCUGGAUUGCAGUUCAUACCAUACCAGGAGCUCCAGGCAACAGUGCGGGAAAAAUCUGGGAAAGACACCGCCGAUGCCGAUGAGGAUGUCAGCGGUGAAGGAAAACUGGAAAAGACAGAAGGCGAGAAGACAGUGGAGGGUUCAGUUUGUGAUGAAGGGCAGCAGCAGGAUGAGGAGGAGGAGGAGGAGGAGGAGGAGGAGGAAGAAGAAGCCAGUCUUCUGGUGGAGAACAUUAAGAUCAGUGAUCCCCGCAGAGGCACAGAGGUGAAGCUGCUGGGACUGAUGCUGGGCGAGAACACAGCCACUGUAGUGGCCCAACAAAUCACUGUUUGUCUUCAAUGUAACCGGUGUAAGGUAACUGCAGACCUGACACUGACUGGAAGGACACCCUGCACAGCUGAGUGUGAAAAGUGCAGCGCAAGCAUCAACGCUGCAUUCAGGCCCUGCAUGCUGCACCAUUACAGCGAUGUCCUGGGGUACCUGGAUCUUCACAAUGCUGUGCCUGCUGACCUCGUGCUUCAGGACUGUGAUCUCAUUGUAGGCUGCCUCAGCUGCUCCCAGGAGAGUCCUGUGCAGAACCUUUCCUAUGGUCAAACAAAGGAGUGUAAUUGUGAACACUGCCACAGCAAACUCAGCAUUCUGGCUGAGAGCACAAGAUUCCAGUAUAUUCAGCCACGCACCAAUAAAAUAGGUCCAAGUUCUUUUUCUGAUAAUAAGAUAAUAAGAGAUCCUGCUGUGCAAAAGGGAAAGCCACUACCGGAAAAAGGAUUAUGCAAACAUUUCAAACAGAGCCAUCGCUGGUUAAGGUUUCCAUGCUGCGGCCGGGCUUACCCCUGUAAUGUGUGCCAUGAUGAGGACCAGGACCACCCUAUGGAACUGGCCACCAGGAUGAUCUGUGGCUACUGUGCCAAAGAACAGCCGUACAGCAAUGGAAAGCCUUGCAUCAGCUGUGGAAGCAUGAUGACGAGAGGUACACACACCAGCCACUGGGAGGGAGGACUGGGGUGCAGAGUCAAAGUCAAAAUGAGCAGAAACGAUCGACAUAAAUAUGCCAACACCAACAAAACGAUUUCAAGGAAGGCCGUCAGUGUAAAGAAGUAGUUGGUGAAGAAGAGUACUAUCGCCUUAAUUUGUGAAGAGAUAUUAUUUGAUCCAUGAUUUCAAUGAAAUUUGUGCAUAUUUUCCCCAAUAAAUCAUGUUGUUAUGAUGAGA